AUGACAGACCCAGAAUCGACACCAGCACCGCUCCCAGAACGGUUUUCAGACUUGAAGAAAGCUAUCGCUGCCUCCUACGGGCCUGAUUUCGAGAAGGCGAGGAAGGCGUGGGGGGAGAUUGUGGAGGAGCUUGGGAGGUUUGUGCAGGUUGUCGAGAGGGAGGGAUCGGAUUACAUCCCUCGUGUCAAGUUCCAAGAGCUUGACUCGCUGAGCGAGGAGGAGAUUACCAGGAUUAGAAGAGUAGGAACAGUCGUGAUUCAAGAUAUCGUCGACGAUAAUGAGGCCAUUGCGUGGAGGGAAUCGUUGAAGGCGUUCGUCAAGGAUAACCCGGAUGUCGAGGGGUCCCCGGAGGAGGAUAAGCAGUUCUUCCAGCUCUAUUGGACAAGGGCACAGGUGCAGGCGAGGUCGCAUCCUAAUGUCCUCGCUGCUACCGUCUGGCUCAACAAGUUGUACCAUGUUAAAGAUGAGAAGCUGAUGGAGGCUGAGGGUGUUGACCUCUCCACGCCCUUGACCUAUGCCGAUCGGUUUAGAAUUCGACAUCCCAACAACCUCUGGCCGGGGUUUCCUCCUCAUGUCGAUGGAGGCGCGAUUGAGAGAUGGGAAGAUCCCAGCUUCAGAAAGUGCUUUGCGGAUAUCUUGAGCGGAGACUGGAGGAAGCACGACCCUUACGACCUCGCGGGGCGAUUGAACGCCAGAAGCUCACUGUACGGCCGGCCGAACCAAUCGAGCGUGUUCAGGACCUUCCAAGGAUGGUUGGCGAUGAGCGAAACAGCGCCGACUGAGGGGACCUUGAAGGUCUUCCCUGAUGUCCAUCUAUCGAACGCGUAUAUCAUCUUAAGGCCGUUCUUUCGCCCACUGGUUUCGCCGAAUUCUCCGGAUAUCCGGCACCCUAAAAAUUGGGAACUGGACCUGGACAGCAGCGGGUUUGCGGGCAUCUUCCCGAGGGACGGUGGGUACGCCGGUCCUCGACCGACGACCGCCUUGCACCCUCAUCUCGAGCUUGAAAAGACAAUGACGUCGGUCCCGAAAGUCUACCCUGGUGACGCGGUGUUCUGGCAUUGUGAUGUGGUGCAUUCGGUCGAGGAGGAGCAUACAGGCAGCGAGGACUCUGCAGGUCAGUACUGUGUACCAAUGUACAGGUGGAUACUAGCAACAGGUGGAUCCCCGGUGUCCACCCAAGUCCCCUUCACCUCCAAGUCAGAGUUGGACAUGUGA
Messenger RNA from Coprinopsis cinerea okayama7#130, 1215 nucleotides. RefSeq names its product DUF1479 domain-containing protein. The transcript has 7 exons. Lineage: Eukaryota; Fungi; Basidiomycota; Agaricomycetes; Agaricales; Psathyrellaceae. Bases 1 to 1215 code for a protein of 404 amino acids. The record is from RefSeq and is a predicted model, not a curated record.